Molecule: messenger RNA, 267 nt
Organism: Podospora pseudopauciseta
Lineage: Eukaryota; Fungi; Ascomycota; Sordariomycetes; Sordariales; Podosporaceae
Exons: 4
Coding region: 1-267 (88 amino acids)
Source: RefSeq, a predicted model, not a curated record
AUGCCUUCGUACCCUUCACAAACGAUACCACCUUUGGAGCAUCGAUACAUCAGACCUCGGCGCCAUCAGGACCAUAUUCCACCCCUCACGAGGAAGAGGCCCACGAUAACUGUCGUCUGGAUACUCAUUGCCGUUGCUGUGGUUGACGUCGUUCUGACGCUCAACUGCCAAGUGGAUUUUGGGGGCUCGGGCGGAUCAGACGAGCUGUUUCUGCCUCAUCGCGGGCCGGCCUACCUGAACAAACGAAUAACAGUGGCUCUUGCCUAG